UCCGGCUACGACACCUUCCUAUUGGACGAGGAGAGAGGAAGACUGUUGGUGGGCGCCGAGGACCACGUCUUCUCCUUUGACCUGGUCAAUCUCAACAGAGAGCACAAACAGGUAAGAGUCCUACUCUUUGACCGCACACACGGUCAACAUUAUGAAGACAACACAAUGACCACACGGACGAGCCAAUGACCACACAAAACCAACAUUUGCUCUAUGGGUCUUGCGUCAAUACAGGCAUACAAUGGACCACUCAUUCUCAAUCCUUCCAGUAAAAGGCACAUAGCCAUAUACAUGAAAUAAAAUAAACCCAGUUUUAAAGAGUGAAUAUUGUAUGAUUUAGACAGGACGUUCAGUGUAUAGGCAAGCCAUCUAUUUACGAACUGCCAAUGAAAACACAUAAUAGCAAAUCUAUGGAGCUAUGGAAGGGACCUCACUGCCAAAUCAAACUCUGAGAGAAGAAGGCUUGGACCGCAUUUCCCAUAAAUACUGAAAAGCUGAAAGCUGACUGAGCUUUCCUAUGAUGACCUGUAUGAAUAAUUAGCAAAAGGGGGAUGGUUGAGUAAUUAGAAUGCACUUCUCAGCUGUAUAUUGCAGAGCUAUUUCAUUACAGUUUUUUCAUUGGGACAAUUUUCCUCUGUGGAGAUGGUUGGGGGACACAAAUAUAAUUUAUUAAAUGUAAUUAAACCAGUUGGUGGACCGGAUUCCUAUUGACUAGAUCUGCUAUAUGGCAUGAUCAGGAUUUAGGUUCACGUUAUAUCCAAACCCAUCCUAAUUGGAAGUUUGGAUCCCUGAGUGCAGAGGUCAUGCUCAUUAGCUAGUGAGCACAGAGUAUGAUGCUGAUUGGCUAGUGAACAUAGUGUGAUCAAAUACCUGUACCCCUUCUGCCCAAUCAGCAGCUAUGGCAAACAUCCUACUGUCAGCUACUGUUACCAUAUAGGACCAGGAGGUUUUCCUUUCACUUGACCUGACCAUGAGAUACUCUAGACCCUAGUUAGGAUGCAUGCUAUAUGAGAAUAGCAACUAUUCACUCACGGUCAGGAUAGGGUUAAAAUUAAAGACCAUCUUUGAUUGAGUAGCAGCUCUUUGUUAUUUGAGACCCCCUCUCCUCUAUCUUUCUUUUCCCCCCUCUCUCCAUCCAUCCUUUUCUAAAUCUGCACCUCACCCUCAGGUCUCUCUCGCUCUCUCGCUCCUCUCUUCAUCUCUCUGGAGUCCAUUACUGUGAUUUCCUCCCUCCCUCCUUUUCUCUUUUUCCAGACAGGCCUGUUUUAUAAUUCCAUCAGUCCACCUGGAGCAGGUUAUAGGAGAGUUAGGAGUCUUUUUAUCUGAUUCUGACAGCUAUCACAGACGUGGAGAUUGAUGUGAACAAGAAGCACUGAGGCAGUGGAGAAACUCCAAAAGGAGCUUAAGUGCAGAAAUACACACACACACACACACACACACACUGCAUGCUUUUCAGAGGGUAUUUAAAUAUGAGGGAAUUACAUAAUUAUUUUGGGCCCUUGGCGCGGAUGUUUUUUUCCCUAUUCAGAUCUUUGAUAAUGCAGAGAAAGAUAAGUGGGAAAGCUAAUGCAAUUACCCAGAUGUGCAUUGCGGGUCCCCUUGCUCUGAGAGAAAAGCUCAGCUGAUCUUGAAGUGAGAUACGCUAUGAAUAGAAGGGUGUGAUGUGUGUGUGCGUGCCUGCGUGCGUGAUGUGUGUGUUUGCUAACCUGCGGUGUGUGGUGUUUUUCCUAGUGCCAUGUGCAUACCAUGUGUGAGUGUGUAAACAUGUUCUAGAACCUACCUGCGUUCUGGUACCUGCACUUCUACGACUUGUUCAACUCCUCAACCUUCAUGCGUGUGGAUGAUUUUUCCAGUUCUUAUUACGAGUCCGGCCCCAACACACGCUCUGUUUUUAUAAUUCAGGUGACACCGAUGGGACGCACACACACGAAUGUGGCAGAUGGUAAGACCAUAAGGACAACCCUCCAAAGGGCCUCAUGAGUGCUCUGGUUACUUAACUUUCAGGAGUGUAAAGCUUAUACAGGGGGUUCCCAAACGUUUUGGGGGGGGAAUUCAUUUUGACCCAGCAAGUGAAUAAGACUAGACCUAAUGUUGCUAGCUAGGAGCCAGUCUAAACUGGUAGUGACUUGCUGUAUGGAACAUGCUGACUUACACUAUCCACCCUUUAAAGCUAUCUGUCUCUCUAACUUCAUGGUUCAACACUCACUUCCCUUCAGCAUAACAAGGUAGCAAGCCACGUGCAACACUUAGCAUACUCAUCCAGAGGUUCUGACCCUUUGAUGCAAUGGCUAAGACGUUGGACUAACAUUAGCAGGAACCUGGGUUCAAUUCCUGGUUAGGCUAUCCCCUGAAUUCACUACAUAAUAUUAUUGUGCACUCCCUCUCUCUGGUUUUGUAUGAUGUUUCACUCUCUCUGUUCAUAUGACACAUUCUCUCCACUCUUCCUUAGUAUACCACUCCCUCACUUCUAUGUGAUAUUGUUGUUCUAUAAUCUUUCUCAUGACACAUUCCCUCCUCUGUUCCGUAUUAUAACACUCCCUCUCUCCUCCUUUCCACAGAUCGCAUGGCCAGCCACGCCCUCAAAGCGGGACGAGUGCAAGUGGGCGGGGAAAGACCUUGGGGUAAGUUCUUCAAGUCACCUUAUGACCACUUAUGUCACUCCUAUGUAGCCUGACAUAAUAGAUGGAUGCAUGUGGUGUAUGUUACCUGCAGGCUAUACUUUAACUUGUUAGCACACAGCUUAUGCAGGGGAAUGUAACUUGCAUGUCUGACAUGCUGUUAGUGUGUUACCUGCAACAUUAGUAACCUAUGUGAAUUGCAUGCGUGAUCUAUAUGAAAAGGAGCUGAAGUCUCAUUCAAGUUAAAGAGGUGUAGACUGAGUGAUGAACAACAGACUUGAAAAAUAAUCAAGAAAAUCAAACAUACCAUUUCUCCCAGAUUUCAGUGGCUUUAUACAGUUAGUGACUGUAUACAAUAAUUGUAUUGCCGUGAAUGUGUUCAAUAUGUGGAUGUAUGCAAUAAGUGACUCUAUACAAAAAUCAAGGAUGUGUGACUUUCCUAAUUCAUUGAGUUUAUACAGUACAUGUAGCAUUAGCAUAUGCUAUAAUGUACAGUAACAUGCAGACUAGCUUAGCGGAAGGUAGGGACCAACAUGGCACAGACGUCAGUUCAACGUCUUGUUUUGACUUACAUUCAAUUGAGUUGUCAACUAACGUGAAUUCAACGUGAAACCAACCAAACAUCUUCCACGUUGAUUCAACAUUUAGAAAAUGUUUGUUGAAUGUAGAAAUGACGUGGAAGCAACAUUGAAGCAACGUUGAUCCAAACUAGCACAGCUGUCUUUGCUAGUUAGUUUCCAAGACCUUGUGAUCCCCUGGAAGCAUUCCUUUCCCGCUGUGUAUGUUUGUUUGUACAGAGAGCAGCUCAGAGAGCACACAACGCUACUCUCACUGUUGGCCUGUUGGCACGGUGGCAAGAACGCAGUACCUCACAUCACUCUGUUUAUUUAUCUACCAAUGUUCUGCAUGCACAGCUGAACUCAGUGUGUGUGUGUGUCUGUUUGUGUGUGUGUGUUUGUGAGAGAGAUAAGUGAGUGUGUGUGGGUGUGCCAUCUGAUUGUGUGCGUUAUCUCAGAAAGAGAGUGUGUGUGUGUGUGUGUUAUGUAUCAGAUUGUGUGUGUUAUCUCAUGUGGGGUUUACACACACCCCUCGAAAUGUGUUGUAUCUGCUUCUAAUUUCAUGGCUGGGUGCACAUGCAGUGGAGAGGAGGGGGCUCUAGGAUUAUGUUGGGAUUACGUAGUUCAGUCCCUAAAUGACAGAGGUUCCACUUGGGUCAUAGUCUGUGGCAAGUUUUUGGGUUAUAAACACAGCCCUGCCCUAACACAGAUACACACAGACAUUCCUUACAGUACACAUGACCAGAUACACACACGUACUGUAUAACACACACACGUAUGCACGGAUGCAUGCACGCAUUCACACACACACAUUGAUGAGGCAUUUGCUUGCUGCAAAAAUGUUUACUCUAGAAAAUGAGGCGAUGAAAGCUACGUUUUUGUGGGCACGAAUGCUUGAUUAGGACAUUAUAAAGGCAUUCAGAGCUCCUAAGUGGUGAAUUUCUCUACUCGCAAUUUGGAGCCCUGGAACGAAUGCUACAAUACAGCACUCUCUGUCCAAAUGUCUUACUGGUGAUUCACUGGGCUUCGUACAAGAUGACUCAGUAGGUUGGGUAGGAUUCAGUCAGGAAAGUGACUCAUUUGAUUCAGUUAUGGAUUAUUGCCCAAUUCCAUAGUCCAUGUGCAUCUGAGAGGGUUGAUUAUAGCGAUGGGGGAAAAAAUCGAUACAGCUACAUAUUGUGAUAUUAUUUUUGGACGAUAUUAUAUAGAUAUUUGACCUACAGAAAAAUAAAGUUUUCUACUGUCGGCUGUACCUUUGCCAAAACUCCGGUAUUUUUCAUCCUAUAGCUUGUUCUCCAUCUUCUUUUUAAAUAUUGAGCCAACAUGUUUUCAGCAUCCUUAUUUCCCUGACUGAUCAGAACUCAUUCUCAUGGUCUCUCUUGUCUCUCUGCAGUAGAUAUACAGUGCCUUCAGGAAGUAUUCACACCCUUUGACUUUUUCCACAUUUUGUUGUGUUACAGCCUGAAUUUAAAAUGGAUUGAAUUGAGAUUUUUGGUCACUGACCUACACACAAUACCCCAUAAUGUCAAAGUGGAAUUAUGUUUUUCGACAUUUUUAUAAAUGAAUAAAAAAUGUGAAAGCUGAAAUGUCUUGAGUCAAUAAGUAAUCAACCCCUUUGUUGUGUCAAUCCUAAAUACAUUCAAGUGUACCAAUGUGCUUAACAAGUCACAUAAUACGUUGCAUGGACUCACUCUGUGUGCAGUAAUAGUGUUUAACGUGAUUUUUUAAUAACUGCCUCAUCUCUGUACUCCACAAAUACAAUUAUCUGUAAGGUCCCUCAGUCGAGCAGUGAAUUUCAAACAACGACGAUCCAACCACAAAGACCAGGGAGGUCUUCCAAUGCCUCUCAAAGAAGGGCACCUAUUGGUAGACGGGUAAAAAUAAAAAAGCGGACAUUGAAUAUCCCUUUGAGCAUGGUGAAGUUAUUAAUUACACUUUGGAUGGUGUAUCAAUACACCCAGUCACUACAAAGAUACAGGCGUCCUCCCUAACUCAGUUUCCGGAGAGGAAGGAAAUCACUCAGGAUUUUCACCAUGAGGCCAAUGGUGACUUUAAAACAGUUACAGAGUUUAAUGGCUGUGGAGUAACAUGGAGUAACAUUGUAGUUGUGGAGUAACAUUGUAGUUACUCCACAAUACUAACCUAAUAUUCCAAAACAUGCAUCCUGUUUGCAACAAGGGACUAAAGUAAUACUGCAUGUUUUCACUUGGGGUUCAUUCUGGGGUAUUGUGUGUAGAUUGGAGAAAAAAAUAAUAUAUUGAAUUCAGGCUGUAACACAACAACAUGUGGAAUAAGUCACGGGGUAUAAAUACUUUCUGAAGGCAAUAUGUUUGGAACAUAAAAUCGCAAUAAAAUCACAGUAUCGAAUCGCAAUACAUAUAGAAUCGUGAUAAUUGCAAUACUUAUCGUAUCAGCACCUAAGUAUCGUGAUAAUAUCGUAUCGUGAGGUCCUUGGCAAUUCCCAGCCCUAACAGACAAGUGAUUCAGAAUAUGUAGAAUGGUUCAACACACUGCAGAGUGAGUAAUGAUUCUCAUUUAGUCCAGAAGUUCGUUUUAUCUACAGAAUGUUGCAUGUUAGGUUCACUGUGUGCUCUCAAAACAAGUUCAACCAUCUACCUUAAACAAAGGUGCCUACUAAUUUACCGUCGUUUCCAGGGAAAGUAAUCUGUUAUUCGCAAUAAUGACCCUUCUCUCCACAGAGGAUGCAGUGGUAUUCAGGUAACGACACAGUUUGUGUGUAGAGAAGUCAUUUUUCACCUAGAAAAUUGCUGAGUAGCAUGUCUGACUAGGCUGAGUAAAUGUCUGUCAGUGCCUUGGCACACACACAACAUGCACUCAAUAUUACACACACACACACACACACACACACACACAAACACAAACACUCGCACACACACAGACACAAACUGCCUGGCUGGAAAUGAGUCUAACGACCAUGAGAAAACCUAAACAUCUCUGUCUGUCAGUAAGAUAAUUAAUGAGACAGUUUACAAUGUAUAUAAUAGCAACGUGAGAAUGAUGGAGGAAAACAUUGUUUCUUACAUUGCCCUGUCAUUGUCAAAACGUUGCCGGAAUGUUAGGAAGCCCAUAAGGUAAAGUCAUUAAGAAGACGUUCACACAAGCAACCCUUGUAACGGUCAUGGUUGUGAACCAUGUACGGUCGUGGAGCAUAUCCGGGUUUAGAGGUUGUUGGUUUGCUCCACAGAAAGACUUGUAAUGUGGGAGGUGAACGCUGAUUGAACACAGACAGGGACACUGGAACUGUUGUUGUGACUAUGGGUUGACUGCCAAAGUUUAACUCAAUGUUGAUAUCCUUCAAUCCUGUCCAGUUACAUUUCAAUGACUUUUAGCAGCCAUCACACAAAAAUCUGGUAUUUUAAGUUGACCUUAUAGUGGAAACAGGUUACACAUUAAUGUACACUGCUCAAAAAAAUAAAGGGAACACUUAAACAACACAUUGUAACUCCAAGUCAAUCACACUUCUGUGAAAUCAAACUGUCCACUUAGGAAGCAACACUGAUUGACAAUAAAUGUCACAUGCUGUUGUGCAAAUGGAAAAGACAACAGGUGGAAAUUAUAGGCAAUUAGCAAGACACCCCCAAUAAAGAAGUGGUUCUGCAGGUGGUGACCACAGACCACUUCUCAGUUCCUAUGCUUCCUGGCUGAUGUUUUGGUCACUUUUGAAUGCUGGCUGUGCUUUCACUCUAGUGGUAGCAUGAGACGGAGUCUACAACCCACACAAGUGGCUCAGGUAGUGCAGCUCAUCCAGGAUGGCACAUCAAUGCGAGCUGUGGCAAGAAGGUUUGCUGUGUCUGUCAGCGUAGUGUCCAGAGCAUGGAGGCGCUACCAGGAGACAGGCCAGUACAUCAGGAGACGUGGAGGAGGCCGUAGGAGGGCAACAACCCAGCAGCAGGACCGCUACCUCCGCCUUUGUGAAAGGAGGAGCAGGAGGAGCACUGCCAGAGCCCUGCAAAAUGACCUCCAGCAGGCCACAAAUGUGCAUGUGUCUGCUCAAAUGGUCAGAAACAGACUCCAUGAGGGUGGUAUGAGGGCCCGACGUCCACAGGUGGGGUUUGUGCUUACAGCCCAACACCGUGCAGGACGUUUGGCAUUUGCCAGAGAAACCAAGAUUGGCAAAUUCGCCACUGGUGCCCUGUACUCUUCACAGAUGAAAGCAGGUUCACACUGAGCACAUGUGACAGACGUGACAGAGUCUGGAGACGCCGUGGAGAAUGUUCUGCUGCCUGCAACAUCCUCCAGCAUGACCGGUUUGGCGGUGGGUCAGUCAUGGUGUGGGGUGGGAUUACUUUGGGGGGCCGCACAGCCCUCCAUGUGCUCGCCAGAGGUAGCCUGACUGCCAUUAGGUACCGAGAUGAGAUCCUCAGACCCCUUGUGAGACCAUAUGCUGGUGCGGUUGGCCCUGGGUUCCUCCUAAUGCAAGACAAUGCUAGACCUCAUGUGACUGGAGUGUGUCAGCAGUUCCUGCAAGAGGAAGGCAUUGAUGCUAUGGACUGGCCCGCCCGUUCCCCAGACCUGAAUCCAAUUGAGCACAUCUGGGACAUCAUGUCUCGCUCCAUCCACCAACGCCACGUUGCACCACAGACUGUCCAGGAGUUGGCGGAUGCUUUAGUCCAGGUCUGGGAGGAGAUCCCUCAGGAGACCAUCCGCCACCUCAUCAGGAGCAUGCCCAGGCAUUGUACGGAGGUCAUACAGGCACGUGGAGGUUACACACACUACUGAGCCUCAUUUUGACUUGUUUUAAGGACAUUACAUCAAAGUUGGAUCAGCCUGUAGUGUGGUUUUCCACUUUAAUUUUGAGGGUGACUCCAAAUCCAGACUUCCAUGGGUUGAUACAUUUGAUUUCCAUUGAUAAUUUUUGUGUGAUUUUGUUGUCAGCACAUUCAACUAUGUAAAGAAAAAAUAUUUAAUAAGAUUAUUUCAUUCAUUCAGAUCUAGGAUGUGUUAUUUAAGUGUUCCCUUUAUUUUUUUGAGCAGUGUAGUAUAACUUCUGUGUCACGAUCGUCAGGGUAAGGAGUAGACCAAGGCGCAGCGUGAUGAACAAACAUGACUUUAAUUAGUUAAAGCACGAAACAAAACAAGAAACGACUCGUGACGUCCACGGUAUCAAUGACCGAACACGGAACAAAAACCCACAACCACAAAGGGAAAACAUACAGUUUAAAUAUGGCUCCCAAUCAGAGACAACCAGCCAACAGCUGACACUCGUUGCCUCUGAUUGGGAGUCACUCAGGCAAACAUAGAAUACAACAAACUAGAAUGAACACCAACAUAGAAAUACACACAUAGAAAUGAACACACCCUGGCUCAACAUAAUGAGUCCCAGAGCCAGGGUGUGACAUUCUGGCCAUCUUAUUGUUGGAUAAUAUGUUGUAUAUGAUUGAAGAUAGGCCAAGGUAUACAUACUAUUUAUUAUGUGAGUGAUAUACUCCAGGAAUGGUUUGUUUUCUAUUUUCUCUAUUUGUUGAACUAUCAGCCUUUUUAAACUACUUUUUGGCCCUUCCACUGUCCUGCUUUUACUUAUUAGCGAAGCAAGGAAAUAAAUGUAAUGUCUAAUUGCAGUGAGGGACAGGGAAGCCUGAGGAGUUAGCAUCCCUGAGACUAGAGGUAGCUCAGUGCAGACGGAACAUAAACCUUCGGUUUAGAAUUUUUAUUGACACAGAAGGUCCGUAUUUAUUUUCUUAAUGACCCGGGAAAGAGAUAUGUGUGUGUGUGUAUGUAUUAACCUGGAAUGGGCUUUGUGUGUGUGUGUGUGUGUGUGUGUCAGUCAACUCAAGGUGUGUAUUCCUCAUCAAUGAAUCGUGCCUUCAUCUUUUUAGCAUGUGUGUACCCUACUGAACCCUGUAGAAUACUCACCAGAGGCCUAGAACAUGAACUAAUCCCAUUCAUUAGGGUUAGCAUAAACAGUCUCCCAUCACUGGGACUAUUCACAUGUGCUGGGGCUGGGACUCCAAAUACCUUCAGUAAAUCCAACCAGAUGGAUCACUACAGAUCUGACGUGAAUACACACACACACGGACGGACUCACACGGACGGACGGAUCAUUAGAGAUCUGAUGUGAACAUGGGAUGCAUCCCAAAUGGCACCAAAUUACCUUUGGGUCUACCUAUGGGCCCUGGUCAAAAAUAGUGUACUAUAAAGGGAAUAGGGUGCAUUUAGGACACAGCCAGGGCCUGAUUUGGCUCACAGGUGGGAUUUCCUUCAGCAAUACUGAACGCCACUCAAUUUCACAACCAAUUUACCACAGCAACUGGAACUGGAAACGCCUACUUCAGAUUGCAGGAGCUUUCCGGUAGUGCCAACUACCAAGUCUUAUUUAUGCCUGGAGUGAUCAAAUCAAAUCUGUUUUGGGUUGCACCUACAGCACUUUAAGACAGCUGAAGCAUGAACACACAUUUUCCUCACUAUGUCCUGUAGUUUACUCUGUAUUCUAGAACUACUUUGGUAGGCAGAAUGUGGUAGCUCAGCUGAUCAAGAUAACUGCAGAUAAGGCACUUCAAAUAAUGAUUGAACUGCAAUCAGCAAAACUGGAAAAAACAGUGGUUCAAAGUAGUUAUUAGCAUAUUAACUGAAUAGUUGCUUAUUUUGCUUAGUUGUAGCUGUAUAUAAUUACACUGAUACAAUAAUUGCUAGAUGCUAUGUGGACACUUAAUUAUGGAAUCCUCAACAUGGGGAAACAGCACCACUGGCACCACCAUGGGGAAACAGCACCACUGGCACCAUCAUGGAGAAACAGCACCACUGGCAUCACCACCGUCGUUAUUGUUUUUGUUGCUGAGCUGAGUAGCGUCACGCAGCAUGAUAAAACAAAUAGCACUGCAUAUUGUGCUCUUCUAUCACACAUGCAAUGACGUCUGAGGGGAAAAAUAGUGCCUGUUGUUUCUAGUAACUUCUUUGUUGUAAUAUCCCAAACAGACAUGGCUGUUUCACCUUUAAGGAUCCCAGCUUUAACGUGUGAGUGUUGUUUGUUUGAGAGUUUGAGACUUGAUGAGGUGUUUGUCUCUCAUCUCCUUUCAGAAAGAGUGUUCCAACUUCAUCCGAGUGCUCCAGCCCUACAACGCCACCCACCUGUAUAUCUGUGGUACAGGGGCCUUCCACCCCAUCUGUGCCUACCUGGAGAUGGGCAAACGGGCAGAGGUAAGGGGCACCAACACACACACACACACAACCCACCCCCUCUAACCUCCAUUAGAAUCUCAAAUUGCACCAUUGUCUCAAUGCGAGACAAGGGACUAGAUAAUUAUUUUCUGGUGUGACUAUUUCCCACUCAUUCAGUGUUUCUAAUCAAUGAUUUCAUUUGUGCAAAGUGGGAAAAAAGCUCAUUACACAGGCCCACAUUAACAAGCGGAAAUCAUUUCCCCACACAACAGUUUAAUCAAUCAUCUUGAUAAGCAGAUGCAGCUUAAUCAAUGUUCCCACACAGUGUAACUGUUCAACUGUGGAAAGGGGGGGAAACCACUAUCUUGUCCUGCCUUAAUAUAAUGGGUUCUGUGUGUGUGUGUGUGUGUGUGUGUGUGGUGCUAUUUGACAUAGAUUGACCUGCAUGACGGGGUCUGUCAGUCAUUAAUAUACAUCUACAAGGGUCAAUAAGGUACAGCUCUACUCCACAGUACGUGGUUUCAGGUCUCCAAUGACACACUGUGUCCCAUAUAGUGCACUAAUUUGACACACUAUUCACCAUUUUGUGAACUUCUUGCAAACCAUAUUCCUUAUGUAGUGCACUAAUAUGACACUAUUCCCUAUAUAGUUGUUUUGGAAUAUUCUAAAUGGGCUUCCUACAGGCUAUUCUUGAACAUUGAUCUUUCCCUUCAGGACAACAUCUUUCGACUGGAGUUGACCCACUUCGAGAACGGCCGGGGGAAAAGCCCCUACGACCCCAAGAUGCUCUCUGCGUCCAUCAUGUUAGGUGAGUCCGACUCUAAUCACACUUGUGAUUGGUUGGAGUUCGUGGGGGGACUUCCUGACACCUGACACAUCUCUAAUCUCAUUGGCUGAUUGUUGAUGACCCUGGUUUCUGAUUGGCAGAUGGGGAGCUGUACUCUGGCACGUCGGCAGACUUCAUGGGAAGGGACUUUGCCAUCUUCCGUACCCUGGGGGAGCAUCAUCCUAUCAGGACUGAGCAGCAUGAUUCUAGAUGGCUCAAUGGUACAACACAGUGAUUUAAUAUCUUCUUUAUGUAUCCUUAAUUAUACAGCUAGAUCACAUUAAAGCAAAUACCUAUUUUCCUGUAAAAUCAUAUUAGACACUUCUGAUUGAUUAAAUAGUGUUUGCAGAAGUAUAACUGAUUGGAAUGAACAAGAGGGAACCGUUGAUGAUAUGACACAGUAGGUCAGACAACCGUUACAGGCUGAAAUGAGAUGAAUCAGUCCUUUUUAUUGGUCAAUAGGAGAGGGGGCUCUUGAUAGUAUAAUACAGAUAUGAUACACAUUAUCCGUUAAAGCGCAUCAAAGGAACCUUCUCAUUGGUCAAUUGGCGAGAGGACACCAUUCAUUGGUUUAAAUAGCUGUCAGACAGAGCUUAGUCCUAUCUAUAAGCCCUGAGUAUCUCUGAUGAUUCCCAUUCAAAGACCAACAUAGAUAUCAGAUCCCAUUCAUAAAGUCAGUGUGUGUAUGAAUGUGUGUGGCUGCUGGUGCUGGUGAGAUUACCCAGGGGUAGGAAGGAGAGGAGCCCUCACUCUGUCAGUCUGUCUGCAUAGCCAAGGACUUAAUGGCUGCCGCACAAAAGGUCAAUUUAUGUUUUUUUUCCCCCGCCGUCCAUUUUCUUUCCCAUGGAGUUAAUCCCCUCAGCUGUUUUCCGGCAGCGACGUCAAGUUUCAACCCCCCACUACCCCCUUACAGCCCCACCUCCCAUUCACAGAACAGUGAACCCCCCAAACCCACUCCAUGGUGAUGAAUGCCGUGACAUAUUCAUAAAAAGCGAUUUACCAAAAAGGUCAUCUUCUCACCUUAAUCCUCCUAUUAUCUGUUUGCCUCUCCAUCCAUUCGCUCCGGAUAAAUCCUCUCUGGUUAUGGUAAUUUGGGGAUUACCAAAAUGGGUUCUAUUCUAUUAUAGACUCUAGACUCUUAUGAAUGGUAAGCAUGGUAUUCAUACUUCAGAGAGAAUCCUUAAUGGCUAUGUGAAUAGGUAUGCACUUCAAAAGGCUUUAGACCCUAGGUUGGCCAGGCAGACUGUGGCCAAGCCAUUUAUUUACACAUCCUCCCGAUCUGUUAACACUCCUAACUUGGAGUUAUAGUUAAGCCCACGACCAAUGAAGUGGCCUUUGUCCAACAUUAACUGUAUUGAAUGGCAUGAGUGCAGCCGUCGUGGUGUGUGUGUGUGUGUACUUGCAUAUCUGUGUGUGGGACUCGCACCCACAUGGAGACCGUAUAAAUCUGGAGGUGUAAAGGUCCUGCUUUGGCCAGGGGUCUCCCUUUUCACGGCCACAUCCUGUAUGGUGUGUGUGUGUGUGGAUGUACUGUACAGUUGCAGCCUAAUAUAUUGCCACCCUUGUGUGUCUGUGUGUGUGUGUGUGUGUGUGUGUGUGUCUGUGUGUGUGUGUGUGUGUGUGUGUCUGUGUGUGUGUGUCUGUGUGUGUGUGUGUGUGUGUGUGUCUGUGUGUGUGUGUUUGGAUAUACUGUACAGUUGCGGCCUAAUAUAUUGGCACCCUUGUGUGUGUGUCAGUGUGUGUGUCUGUGUGUGUGUGUGUGUGUGUGUGUGUGUGUGUCGUGUGUGGUGUCUGUGUGGUGUGUGUGUGUGUGUGUGUUUGGAUAUACUGUACAGUUGCGGCCUAAUAUAUUGGCACCCUUGUGUGUGUGUCAGUGUGUGUGUCUGUGUGUGUGUAUGUGUGUGUGUAUGUGUGUGGAGAUUACCGCCACCGUAACACGGCCCCGCAUGUUGCUCUCUCUAACUCGGUCGUGUUGGCGAAACGCCAUCUUGCCUUUCCCGUGCCAACGCCUCCGUGACUGACUGCUCCCAGAUCAGUUUUCCGUAAAGAGCUCUAUCCCUCUAGCCAGGGAUAUCCAAGCCCUAGGCUCUGGGCUCAAGUCAUUUAAGAGUUUGAUUUCCUCGCACUCCGAAAGCUGCAAAUGGUACUCUAUUCCCUAUGUACAGUCGUGGUCAAAAGUUUGUUACUAGAUAUGUUACUAUGGUAUACUGAAGUAUAAUUACAAGCAUUCCAUAAGUGUCAAAAUGAUUUUAUUGACAAUUACAUUAAGUUUAUGCAAAGAGUCAAUAUUUGCAGUGUUGACCCUUCUUUUUCAACACCUCUGCAAUCCGGCCUCUCAAUUAACUUCUGGGCCACAUCCUGACUGAUGGCAGCCCAUUCUUGCAUAAUCAAGUUUGUCAGAAUGUGUUGGUUUUUGUUUGUCCACCCGCCUCUUGAGGAUUGACCACAAGUUCUCAAUGGGAUUAAGGUCUGGGGAGUUUCCUGGCCAUGGACCCAAAACUUAGAUGUUUUGUUCCCCGAUCCACUUAGUUAUCACUUUUGCCUUAUGGCAAGGUGCUCCAUCAUGCUGGAAAAGGCAUUGUCCGUCACCAAACUGUUCUUGGAUGGUUGGGAGUAGUUGCUCUCGGAGGAUGUGUUGGUACCAUUCUUUAUUCAUGGCUGUGUUCUUAGGCAAAAUUGUGAGUGAGCCCACUCCCUUGGCUGAGAAGCAACCCCACACAUGAAUGGUCUCAGGAUGCUUUACUGUUGGCAUGACACAGGACUGGUGGUAGCUUAGUCUGUUAUUCUAACUCAAUCAGCAUGACAGAGUGAUCUCCAGCCUUGUCCUUGUCAACACUCUCACCUGUGUUAACGAGACAAUCACUGACAUGAUGUCAGCUGGUCCUAUAUAAGGAAUAGGGUGCCAUUGCUCCGUGUAGCUCAGUUGGUAGAGCAUGGCGCUUGCAACGCCAGGGUUGUGGGUUCGUUUCCCACGGGGGGCCAGUAUGAAAAUGUAUGCACUCACUAACUGUAAGUCGCUCUGGAUAAGAGCGUCUGCUAAAUGACUAAAAUGUAAAAUGUAAAAAUUUAAUUCAGGACGCAUACUGAAGUGUAUAUUGCAUAGAAUCAGAGUCAUAUGUGUUUGUAGGGAAGAGGUGUCUUCAUAUCAGAGUUAUGGAGGACUGGAGGAUGCAGGUGUCUUCAUAUAGGGGUUAUGGAGGAUGGAGGUGUCUUCAUAUAGCGGUUGUGGAGGACUGGAGGAUGGAGGUGUCUUCUAAUAGGGGUUAUGGAGGACUGGAGGAUGGAGGUGUCUUCUAAUAGGGGUUAUGGAGGACUGGAGGAUGGAGGUGUCUUCAUAUAGGGGUUAUGGAGGACUGGAGGAUGGAGGUGUCUUCAUAUAGGGGUUAUGGAGGACUGGAGGAUGGAGGUGUCUUCAUAUAGGGGUUAUGGAGGAUGGAGGUGUCUUCAUAUAGGGGUUAUGGAGGACUGGAGGAUGGAGGUGUCUUCAUAUAGGGGUUAUGGAGGACUGGAGGAUGGAGGUGUCUUCAUAUAGGGUUUAUGGAGGACUGGAGGGUGGAGGUGUCUUCUAAUAGGAGUUCUGGAGGAUGAAGGUGUCUUAUAAUAGAGGUUAUGGAGGACUGGAGGAUGGAGGACAUGGUGGAAUUAGAUAGUGGUUGGUUUAAUGUGGAUAUGAGGGUUUCAUGGUUAAGCCCUGGCGAAAAUGAGUCAUUGUUUGUUUAUCAAGCUGGUGUUUGUUUGGGUACUCAUGUAUCUGUGUUUGCACAUAUGUAUUUGAAUGUGUGAUCAUGUGUGUUAGCAGUGUGUGUGUGUGUGUGUUUGUACCCGUUUAAUUGUUAACAUGUGUGUUUCAGACCCAAGGUUUGUAGGUGUAAACCUGAUCCCAGAGAGUGACAACCCUGAGGAUGACAAGAUCUUCCUGUUCUUCAAAGAGAACGCCAUGGACGGAGAACACACUGGCAAGGCCACCAUCGCCCGCAUAGGACAACUGUGUAAGGUAACAACACACACACACACAAGCACCCAUGGUAUGCACGGACAGACACGCUAACACACAUGGACGCAUGGACACGCACACAAAACACACAGGAACAAACUAGCAUGCACGCACACAAAACACACAGGAACAAACUAGCAUGCACGCACACAAAACACACAGGAACAAACUAGCAUGCACGCACACAAAACACACAGGAACAAACUAGCAUGCACGCACACAAAACACACAGGAACAAACUAGCAUGCACGCACACAAACAUCAUGGAUAUAUUAAACUGACACACACAGUUACAUUCACAGGGACACAAAUAUAUGUCACAUACAGUACGUAGAUGAAAUAUUCUCAUUUGGUUCCCCAAUACCAAAGCUGAAUUCACACAAGUCUUAUAUAUUGUGGAUUUGCAUGCUUGCGUAUAGGCUAUCUGUGUGUAACGUGUGUGUGUGUUUGUGUGUGCCUGUCCCUGCAGAAUGACCUGGGAGGUCACAGGAGUCUGGUCAACAAGUGGACCACCUUCCUCAAGGCCAGACUGACCUGCUCAGUGCCAGGCCUCAACGGCAUCGACACACACUUCGACGAGCUGCGUAAGGAACUGUGUGUGUGUGUGUGUGUGAGCCUCUCUGUGGUUACUUUCUACCCAAGAGGGGUACGUAUCGUAGCAUUGUUUCAUUGAAACACUGUAUGAUGUUUGGAUGGUUGUGCUAAUGUGCUAAUGUGCUAAUGUUGUUUCCAUGUGUUUCAGAGGAUGUCUUUCUAAUGAGCUCCAAAGAUCCUAAGAACCCAGUGAUCUAUGCUGUAUUCACCACUUCUAGGUAAUGAUCUAGAUAUUUAUGAUUCAUAAAACCUACUGUGCCUUUAUGUGUGUUCAAUACAACUACUAUUGAUCAUAGUACACAUGCACUGCUAGGCGCUAUGUGUUCCAACAGACCACAAUGGUAAUACCAUUUGUGUGUGACUGUUUUUUUGUGGUUUGUCAUGUCUUUGUUGCUAGGGGAUCUGUACUGUAUAACAGUGAAAGCACUGACCAUUCUAGACAAACGACUAAAACACACAAAGCUCAUAUCUCUACUGUCCUCUCUCUCUUUCUGUAAGGCUAAACAAUCCUUUAUAAAAUCAGUUUUCUCCCCUUUAAUCCACUUACAGGUGGCCAGAAAUCACCUCGUCUUACCUCCCCCUCAAAUUGGAGAUCCCUUAUAGCCAAUUCCCCGUUCUCUGCUAUCUGUCCCCUUUCAUUGUAAAACUCUGUGGAACCUUGGAGCUAAAUCUGAUUAGGUGGUGGAGAGGUAGUGGGGUGGGGGAGGGGAGGGGAGGGGGGGACACACAAUCCUCGCUCCCCCAGGAACGUCUCCCUCUCCCUGGCCGACGCUCAAGCCUCGACAGGGGUAACCUCCAGAGCUGUGGUUCUAUUGUACUGUACACACUGUUGGGCGGUACGAGAUGAAGUAAGCGAGUUAAUAGCGUCGGGAGGCGAAAAACAGUGGUGGCAAGGGGGGCUUCUUCAGAUGAUGGAUUAGGCGGCUGGCGGCGUUCGGGCGGCAUUGUCUGGAGCUGCCGCUGCACGAUUAGGACAAACACUUCAUCAUUAAUCACAGACCUAAUAAUAAUAAUGAGAGAGAGAGAGAGAGAGAGAGAGAGAGAGAGAGAGAGAGAGAGAGAGAGAGAGAGAGAGAGAGAGAGAGAGAGAGGAGAGAGAAUAGAGAGGAGAUAUGAGCAGGAUAUACGAGCUAUAUAGUCCUCGCCUCAUCUAUCUUAUCGCCAUAUCAGAUUGCGCUCUCUAUCCUCUCUCGCCGUCUCGAGAGAUCUCUAUCAUCCUCUCUAUCCUCUCUGCUCUCCUACCAAGUCCUAUAGACGUGCGCGUCUCUCUAGAGGAGACUCUCCACGGCCAAUCCUCGGAGAGAGAGAGAGAGAGAGAGACCCCGUUGCCAAACAAAACAGGCCCAUCAUUUCGUUUAACCAUUCACUGUGUGGGUCUGUUCCUCUCCACCAUCUCUAAUGCAUGCAGUGGAAUACAGCACUUGAAAAUUCAAUUACAGGCUUUGAGGAAUUAGACUGGUUUAAUUGUUUUUGUAAGUGGCCUGUUUCAGAGAUGAAUAGAGCUGGGGAUUCAGGGGACAGGCUUUUAAUAUUCCACUUAAUGAGGCCCAUAGGCUGCCGCUGGUAGAUCGAUGGUACUGAUACCAGAGGGGUGUGCGUGUGCAUUCAAUAUGCACUAGUGUCUGUCCACCAUUCAGGCGUGUCAGGGAUUGGAGAUUAGAGUGUAUGUGUAUGCCCGGCGGUUAAUUACAUUUCUCCCUAAUUAACAUUUUACAAAAGCUCCUCCAUUAAUCUUUAAUGCUUUACUAAUCUCUGGGGUUCAGGGUGGGCAGAUGUUCCUAUGCCACCCACAUCACUGCUAGCCUGGUCCCACAUCAGUUUGUGCUGUAUAGCCAACUCCUAUGGUCAUUGUCACGGUAUGCUAGCCUGGUCCCUGAUCAGUUUGUGCUGUGUAGGCAAGGUCCCAGACCAGUUUGUGGUGUAUAGCUAUGGUCUCAGAUCAGUUUGUGCUUUAUAGCCAAGGUCCCAGAUCAGUUUGUGCUUUAUAGCCAAGGUCCCAGAUCAGUUUGUGCUUUAUAGCCAAGGUCCCAGAUCAGUUUGUGCUGUAUAGCCAACUCCAAUGGUCAUUGUCAAAAUAUAGUUUUUGAGAGAACUAUCUCUUUAAGUACCAAUCUUCUGGCACCAGGCUAUAUCACUGCUGAGUCUAUAUCUAGAUUUACCCUGCAGGAAACCAGGCUAAACCAUUCUCCGCUCUCUCCAAAGUACAUAUUGCUGCAUCUCAAGUAGAGCUUGGACGAAACACUGAAGAUUAUUGACACCGACCAUACUGAUCACUUAUCACAGCCAUUUUGCUGAUAUCCUUUGUUAAGAUAAGUAGCCUAUACUAGAGAAAGGUGAAGUUGGAAAUUACAUUUGUUUGCUAAUAUGGGUGAUUGUUAAUAGGAUAAUUAAUAGCUACAACCAUCAAACUAGUAGCAGUAGUUUAAAGGAUCAUUUUAAAAAAAACUGGUGCACAUUAAUGUUAUAGACCAGGGGUCUUCAACCUUUAACACCUGUCUUGUCUAAUCAUCAGGUGAAUGAUAAUGGCAAGGAGAAGUAAUCAACAUUAUAAAAUGAAUAGAUUUGGUAGAUAGUUUUUCAUUAUUUUGACCUUCCCACAGUAUAAUUGUGUUUAAACUCUAACAUAGCCUAUUAGCUAGAAAGGUAACUCCAAACACAUUUUCGCUAAGAGCAGCCAUUUAGCUGGUAAAACAAAGGUUAGCCAUGUGUUGGCAAACAUUAUGUCCAAGUCCAAGCAAGCUUCUCAGCAGCCAGCGGCACUUGUCACAUUGGUCGCCUAUUCGCGGCUGCUUUUUCGACACCUAUGUCAGAUACUCCAGUGAGUGUCAUUUGCUCAAUAGGCCUUGUUGAAUAGGCCUUGUUCCACUUUUUUAUUUUUGUAAUAUUUGUGAGGUUGAACACCCCUGUUAUAAAUUUAACAUUAUAUUUAUCGUUAUCGCAUCAGUUCAGACAAUUUAUCAGGUUAAUCUGAUACUAUUCUCUAUAUAGUGCAGUGCACUACUUUACCCAAGGGACAGGGGAAUAUGGUAUGUACCCUAAACUACUGUAUGUCCAUAAAUAAUCAGUAUUAUGUGCAUUUAGUCAAGUAAAAGGAAUUAUUUUAUAUUUUAUGGUAGUAUAUGGAUUUGUUUGAAUUCAUUCUAGAGGAAUUUUUAUAGUCUUGAAUAAUUUCUUGGAAAUUAUUCUGUCUAGCCCUACAAUUCACACGGAUACACUUUACCACUUGGAAUACAUGAUGGAAUUGUCCAUUGGAAUACCUACAGUGGUGGAAUACUGCAACACAGAAUUCCGAUCAUUCCCUCCAACUGUAUUCCAUUAGCAGUGAAUUAUAGUCUCGCUCGUUGGUAACCGGCCUAAAUUCCUGUCCAUUCUCUGGAAGCUGGAUUCUAUCACAGCCAUGUUUCUAACCGUCAUCCUCUCCAUUAAAUUAUGACAACAUUCUUCCUGGUCUGUCUGUUGUAUGUCAAGGUGAGCUUUGAUUCUGUCUUCUAGUACAGCUUUAAUAUCAGGCCUGCAUUUGUUAUUGUCUUGUGAUGGUGAUGGGUCUCACUGUCUUUUUCUCCCCCACUCCUAGUGAUUCGUUUCCCGCUGUCUCUGUCCUGUCUCUGUCUCUAGUCUCUGCUCCUCGUCUCGUCUCGGCUCUAUCUUCUAUGAUAGCUCUCUCAGUCUCUCUUCUCUCUCUCUAUCUCUCUCUCUCUCUCUCUCUGCUCUCUCUGUCUCUGUCUUCUGUCCUCUGUCUCUCUCUCUCUCUCUCUCUCUCUCCUCUCUCUCCUCCCUACACCCUCUACAGUAACAUAUUCAAAGGCUCAGCAGUGUGUAUGUACAACAUGGCAGACAUCCGGAGGGUCUUCCUGGGUCCCUAUGCCCACAGAGAUGGGCCCACCUACCAGUGGGUACCCUUCCAGGGGAGGGUGCCCUACCCCCGCCCUGGCACGGUAAGUCAUAUGGGGGUUAUGACAAGUUAUAGCACCUCAUAGCUGCUACUUAGAAGCUAAUAGGCAAAUACAAGUAAUUCACAACUGAUACAGUGGGGAAAAAAAGUAUUUAGUCAGCCACCAAUUCUGCAAGUUCUCCCACUUAAAAAGAUGAGAGAGGCCUGUAAUUUUCAUCAUAGGUACACGUCAACUAUGACAGACAAAAUGAGGAAAAAAUAUCCAGAAAAUCACAUUGUAGGAUUUUUAAAGAAUUUAUUUGCAAAUUAUGGUGGAAAAUAAGUAUUUGGUCAAUAACGAAAGUUUCUCAAUACUUUGUUAUAUACCCUUUGUUGGCAAUGACACAGGUCAAACGUUUUCUGUAAGUCUUCACAAGGUUUUCACACACUGUUGCUGGUAUUAUGGCCCAUUCCUCCAUGCAGAUCUCCUCUAGAGCAGUGAUGUUUUGGGGCUGUCGCUGGGCAACACGGACUUUCAACUCCCUCCAAUGAUUUUCUAUGGGGUUGAGAUCUGGAGACUGGCUAGGCCACUCCAGGACCUUGAAAUGCUUCUUACGAAGCCACUCCUUCGUUGCCCGGGCGGUGUGUUUGGGAUCAUUGUCAUGCUGAAAGACCCAGCCACAUUUCAUCUUCAAUGCCCUUGCUGAUGGAAGGAGGUUUUCACUCAAAAUCUCACGAUACAUGGCCCCAUUCAUUCUUUCCUUUACACGGAUCAGUCGUCCUGGUCCCUUUGCAGAAAAACAGUCCCAAAGCAUGAUGUUUCCACCCCCAUGCUUCACAGUAGGUAUGGUGUUCUUUGGAUGCAACUCAGCAUUCUUUGUCCUCCAAACACGACGAGUUGAGUUUUUACCAAAAAGUUAUAUUUUGGUUUCAUCUGACCAUAUGACAUUCUCCCAAUCCUCUUUUGGAUCAUCCAAAUGCACUCUAGCAAACUUCAGACGGGCCUGGACAUGUACUGGCUUAAGCAGGGGAACACGUCUGGCACUGCAUGAUUUGAGUCCCUGGCGGCGUAGUGUGUUACUGAUGGUAGGCUUUGUUACUUUGGUACCAGCUCUCUGCAGGUCAUUCACUAGGUCCCCCCGUGUGGUUCUGGGAUUUUUGCUCACCGUUCUUGUGAUCAUUUUGACCCCACGGGGUGAGAUCUUGCGUGGAGCCCCAGAUCGAGGGAGAUUAUCAGUGGUCUUGUAUGUCUUCCAUUUCCUAAUAAUUGCUCCCACAGUUGAUUUCUUCAAACCAAGCUGCUUACCUAUUGCAGAUUCAGUCUUCCCAGCCUGGUGCAGGUCUACAAUUUAGUUUCUGGUGUCCUUUGACAGCUCUUUCGUCUUGACCAUAGUGGAGUUUGGAGUGUGACUGUUUGAGGUUGUGGACAGGUGUCUUUUAUACUGAUAACAAGUUCAAACAGGUGCCAUUAAUACAGGUAACGAUUGGAGGACAGAGGAGCCUCUUAAAAAAGAAGUUACAGGUCUGUGAGAGCCAGAAAUCUUGCUUGUUUGUAGGUGACCAAAUACUUAUUUUCCACCAUCAUUUGCAAAUAAAUUCAUUAAAAAUCCUACAAUGUGAUUUUCUGGAUUUAUUUUCCUCAAUUUGUCUGUCAUAGUUGACAUGUACCUAUGAUGAAAAUUACAGGCCUCUCUCAUCUUUUUAAGUGGGAGAACUUGCACAAUUGGUGGCUGACUAAAUACUUUUUUUCCCCACUGUACUUAGAACCUAUAUUUACGUAUGGAAGUAGCAAGUGACUGAUGCCACACAUAGCAAGUUUUAUAGAAGUAAUGAAUAUCAAUAGUUAUAGCAAGGUAACAUGUGACUUAUGAAAGGGAAACGUAACAUUAGUAUUCAUCACAAUAACCUCAAUAACCAUAUUUCCUACUUAUUUAUAACAUGGCACAACAUGAAAUACAUGACUUCAGUUCCAGACCCAUAGAUGUAUUAAAACUGACUUGUUAACUCUAUAACCUCUUAUUCUUCAUAGUGCCCCAGCAAAACGUUUGGGGGCUUUGACUCCACCAAGGACCUCCCUGAUGAUGUGAUCACCUUCGCGCGGGGCCACCCGGCCAUGUUUAACCCUGUGCACCCCAUCGGGGGUCGUCCAAUCGUGGUGCGGACCGACGUGGACUACCAGUUCUCCCAGCUAGUGGUGGAUAAGGUGGAGGCAGAGGACGGACAGUACGACGUCAUGUUCAUCGGAACAGGUCAAUGAGAUACGAUUUAUUUAUUUUUAGAUAAUACUUUUUUAUUAAAACUGGUUGAAUGCUACAUGAAAAAAGGUACAUGUUUUUUUUUUAAGUGUUGAUACGCCUAAGGGAAUUUAUGAUUUGUGCUCAAGGUUGUUAUGCUGCAUGAGCGCAAAAACCAAGCAAAUGUCACCUUGACAUGCAUUGAAGUAUAACUAAGAUUAAUUAUGUAUUCUCUCCAUUGGAAUAUUAUAUGAAGUAUGUAAGGGACAACUGAAAUGAAAAGUGUAAUUUUACAGUACAAGGAUGUCUAGAAUAUGCUAAUUCAUACAUAAUAAAAGCUAGAUGUUGACAUAUGUUUCCUGUUCUAGACCUGGGCACAGUCCUGAAGGUGGUUAGGGUCAGAUAGAUAACUAGAUACUGAUGUAUGUUUCCUGUUCUAGACCUGGGCACAGUCCUGAAGGUGGUUACCAUCCCAAGAGAGAGCUGGCAUGACCUGGAAGAGGUGGUCCUGGAGGAGAUGACCGUGUUCAGGGUACGGUCACACACUGGGAAACUGGUUAAGGUUAUAAUUGAUUGCAUUUAUAUGGCAAAUAUUCAAGGAAGUCUGAUAGAACACCUGUAAUUUUGUUGGGAAGGGAAGCUAGGGUACAUGGUCAAUAUCUAGCUCUGAAAUAAAAAGGAGGAGUGGGGAAAUCCCAUUGGGAGUUAUGAGGGGGGUGUCUAAAUGAAUCAGAGUGUUAUAUCUGCUCUAACUGUGUCUUUCUGCAGGAGUCCACCCCCAUCACGGCAAUGGAGCUUUCCACCAAACAGCAACAGCUGUACCUGGGCUCGGCGCUGGGCGUUUCCCAGAUGCCUUUGCACCGCUGUGAGGUGUACGGGAAGGCUUGCGCUGAGUGCUGUCUGGCCCGCGACCCCUACUGUGCCUGGGACGGAACAGAGUGCUCCCGUUACUUCCCUACCGCCAAGAGGUAGGAACACACACACAGACAUUUGCGUACGCGUGCACACACACAAAUAUGAAUGCAGAAAAGCAGAAUGAGGGUCUGCCUAGGCUUGAAGUAGUAGGAGGCUGGUUCGUAAACGUAAAGUACCGAAGUAUGAACACACACACACACACACAGAAAGACAGACAGAAAAGUACGUAUGCAUACACAUAUAUGCACAGAAUCCACAUGCAAGCAUUUACGCCCAUACAGUGAGGGAAAAAAGUAUUUGAUCCCCUGCUGAUUUUGUACGUUUGCCCACUGACAAAGAAAUGAUCAGUCUAUAAUUUUAAUGGUAGGUUUAUUUGAACAGUGAGAGACAGAAUAACAACAAGAAAAUCCAGAAAAACGCAUGUAAAAAAUGUUAUAAAUUGAUUUGCAUUUUAAUGAGGGAAAUAAGUAUUUGACCCCCUCUCAAUCAGAAAGAUUUCUGGCUCCCAGGUGUCUUUUAUACAGGUAACGAGCUGAGAUUAGGAGCACACUCUUAAAGGGAGUGCUCCUAAUCUCAGCUUGUUACCUGUAUAAAAGACACCUGUCCACAGAAGCAAUCAAUCAAUCAGAUUCCAAACUCUCCACCAUGGCCAAGACCAAAGAGCUCUCCAAGGAUGUCAGGGACAAGAUUGUAGAACCUACACAAGGCUGGAAUGGGCUACAAGACCAUCGCCAAGCAGCUUGGUGAGAAGGUGACAACAGUUGGUGCGAUUAUUCGCAAAUGGAAGAAACCAAAAUAACUAUCAAUCUCCCUCGGCCUGGGGCUCCAUGCAAGAUCUCACCUCAUGGAGUUGCAAUGAUCAUGAGAACGGUGAGGAAUCAGCCCAGAACUACACGGGAGGAUCUUGUCAAUGAUCUCAAGGCAGCUGGGACCAUAGUCACCAAGAAAACAAUUGGUAACACACUACGCCGUGAAGGACUGAAAUCCUGCAGCGCCCGCAAGGUCCCCCUGCUCAAGAAAGCACAUAUACAGGGCCGUCUGAAGUUUACCAAUGAACAUCUGAAUGAUUCAGAGGAGAACUGGGUGAAAGUGUUGUGGUCAGAUGAGACCAAAAUCGAGCUCUUUGCCAUCAACUCAACUCGCCGUGUUUGGAGGAGGAGGAAUGCUGCCUAUGACCCCAAGAACAUCAUCUCCACCGUCAAACAUGGAGGUGGAAACAUUAUGCUUUGGGGGUGUUUUUCUGCUAAGGGGACAGGACAACUUCACCGCAUCAAAGGGACGAUGGACGGGGCCAUGCACCGUCAAAUCUUGGGUGAGAACCUCCUUCCCUCAGCCAGGGCAUUGAAAAUGGGUCGUGGAUGGGUAUUCCAGCAUGACAAUGACCCAAAACACACGGCAAAGGAGUGGCUCAAUAAGAAGCACAUUAAGGUCCUGGAGUGGCCUAGCCAGUCUCCAGACCUUAAUCCCAGGUUCGAGUUACCAAACGUCAGCCUCGAAACCUUAAUGACUUAGAGAAGAUCUGCAAAAGAGGAGUGGGACAAAAUCCCUCCUGAGAUGUGUGCAAACCUGGUGGCCAACUACAAGAAACGUCUGACCUCUGUGACUGCCAACAAGGGUUUUGCCACCAAUUACUAAGUCAUGUUUUGCAGAGGGGGUCAAAUACUUAUUUCCCUAAUUAAAAUGCAAAUCAAUUUAUAACAUUUUUGACAUGCGUUUUUCUGGAUUUUUUUGUUGUUAUUCUGUCUCUCACUGUUCAAAUAAACCUACCAUUAAAAUUAUAGACUGAUCAUUUAUUUGUCAGUGGGCAAACGUACAAAAUCAGCAGGGGAUCAAAUACUUUUUUCCCUCACUGUAUAUCACAUACAGUACAUACACUGGUACACUCAUUCACUGGUACACACAUACACUGGUACACACAUUCACUGGUACACACAUACACUGGUACACACAUACACUGGUACACACAUACACUGGUACACACAUUCACUGGUACACACAUUCCAUUUGAGUGAUUGUUGUGCAUUCCACAGCUCAGGGGUAAAAACAUGCUUCCCCACACACACAGUCCUAGCCAGUAGCAGUGUUAGAACCACUUCACUCUACAGCCAAGAGUUAUAAAAAACCCACAUAGCCACACACACACACACACACACACACACACACACACACACACACACACACACAAACAAACACACACACACCAAAUGAUAGGCCAACAGGAGCUGUCUGACUUCUUCACCCCGCCAGCCGAGCGGUAUGAACAAACACAACCUCAAAUGACCUUCUCUUCCAUCCAGCAGAAUUAGCCUGACCACUACCAGCCCUCCACCUCCUUUCCAGCACAACUCUCCAUUAAAAACAUAAAACUACCUAAGAUCAGCAUCUACACUAGGGAAGCAUGAGAGAAUUGAAAUGUUGUCCAACUUUACUAUAGGUCCUAGACUUAUCCAGAUCGAAAGUAAGGCUUUUGUGACAGGCAGGGAUGGCGAGGGGGUGGCGGCCACCCUGGUGCAGUGGGCUGGGGCGCUACUCUCAUCCAGAUAGCGCAUCACAGGGAGGCCGAGGGGUGGCGGCUCACCCUUGGUCAGGGCUGCUGGGGCGCUCCAGACUAGCAGCAUCACAGGGAGGCCGAGGGGUGGUGGCUCACCCUUGGUCAGGGCUGCUGGGGCGCUCCAGACUAGAGCAUCCUAGGGAGGCCAGGGGUUGGUGGUCACCCUUGGUCAAGCUGCUGGGGGCGCUCCAGACUAGCAGCAUCACAGGGAGGCCGAGGGGUGGUGGCUCACCCUUGGUCAGGGCUGCUGGGGCGAUCCAGAACUCUCCAAAUAUUUUCUUCUCCAGCCCAAGCUAAAUGAGAACCAGACGUCUGGGCUUGGCUCAGCAGGCACUCGGACUGCCUUGCACGUGUUCAGACAGCCAAAGACAGGAAUGCUUGGGAGGAAAUGUAGGAAGAAUUGUAGAGUGUGUGUGUGUGUGUCUUGGGUAGGAGCAGGGUGUGUGUAUUUGGGGGAUGUAUGCAUGUGUGAGUGUAUUUAUGUGUGUUGGGGUGGGUAAAUGGGUGUGUGCGCAUGUUGUUUAUAUUUGUAUGUGUGGGUGGAUGGGGUGUGUGAGUUUUUGCAUGAGUGUGUGUGUUUGUGAAAGCGAGAAGAGAGAAAGAGAGAGAGAGAGAGAGAGAGAAGAGACCAUCCAAUACAGGAAUAAUCAGCCUAAACCAAACCUCCCUCCCUCUAACUCCACCCCUCGCUUCAUUCCUCUAUCGCUCCAAACGGUUUCACCGGAAAACGCCACACCUCACGCUCGAUGGCCGCGCCCGGCUGCACUCGCGCGCGCGAGCAGCGCGCGCGCGCUCGCCACAGUCAGCGAGCGAGCUAGCGAGCGAGCGAGUGAGCGAGCCGAGCUGAGCGAGCGAGCGAAGAGAGCGACGAGCGAGCGAGCGAGCGAGCGAGCGAGCGAGAAGCGAGCGAGGCUGAGCGAGCGGGGUAGCGAGCGAGCGAGGCGCGCGCGCGCGCGCGCGCGCGGCGCGCGCCGCGCUCUGCGCUCUCUCUUCUCUAUCGCUCUCUCUCUCUCUCUCUCUCUCUCUCUCUCGCUCUCGCUUCUUCUCUCCUCUCUCUCUCUCCUCUCUCUUCUCUCUAUCUCUCUUCUCCUCUUUCUCUUCUUCUCUCUCUCUCUCUCUCCCUCUCCUCUCUCGCUCAUCUCUCUCUCUCUCUCUCUCUCUUCUUCUCUCUCUCUAUCUCUUUGCCUCCCUCUAUCUCCUCUCUCGCUCUCUCCUCUACUCUCUCUCUCUCUCUCUCUGCCUCACUCUUAUAAAUGUCCUGUAUGGUUAAGGAACCCCUGACACGAGACCUAGAGACCUCCACCUUUGGCUGUGCUCCCCUCUCUCCCCUUUGAUUUUUACGACACGUCAGAGCAUAUGAUCUUAGUGGUGGUGAACCAGGGAACCAUAGAACCAGGGAACACAUAGGGAGCACAGGGAGGCAGGUUAUCUGUCAGCCAGUACAAAGCCAGGUUGUGAAAACGUCCACAACACAGCUGUAAAAACCGGGCUUAUAACAUGACUCGGACACGCAAUCGGCACGAACAUGUACAUGGAGCUCACACAUGCACACACAUGCAUACGCAUACACACACACACACACACACACACACACACACACACACACGCACACUGUACGGACUAACGAGCAUUUCAAGUCGUGGAGGACCUAGUCAGGAUCUUUAUAGGGGGAUUUCAAGGCCCAGGCUAAAUGUGUUUCAUAAUGUUUAGUAAUGACGUCCCUGAACGAUGAAUCACAAUGAAUCAUUCCUUUAAUUGGAGCAAAAGGUUGACAUGUUUUUAAAUGUGAUUUUCUCCUUUUUUAUUUCUUCCAACCACAUCAAUAGAUUAGACAUAACAGAGGCUGAGGUGAAUUUGAUGAAAUUAACAGUUCUACUCGGUUCUUCAGUUGUACUGCAGAAAUGUGUUAGCUGUGCCACUGGUCAAGAUUGCCCUCUAGUGGUAUAAACGUCACAGUACAAAGAGCCCCGACUCGAUGGAACUGGGGAGUGAAAUAAGUCUGAGGAAAUAUAGAGCAGUGAGUGGCCUCCCCUGACCAACACAAAUAGGUGUUAUGUUAUAUAUGUUGUGUGUGAGGGAAGUUUAUUAACUCAUUGGCAACACAAUAUAACAUUGAUGUUUUUUUUUUUUUUUUUUCUUGGCCCGGGUGGCUCCAGUUGGUUAGAGUGUGGUGCUUGCAACACUUGGGUUGUGGGUUUGAUACCCAACGGGGGACCAGUACAAAGAUGUAUGCACGCACUACUGUAAGUUGCUCUGAAGAAGAGCGUCUGCUAAAUGACUCAAAUGUAAAUGUAUUCUUUUGUUGUUUCAUAGGAGAACAAGACGCCAGGACAUCAGGAAUGGAGAUCCACUCUCCCAGUGCUCUGACCUGCAGCAUCAUGGUACAAACGCUUUUUAUAUUUUUAUUUUACGCUUUCUAUUUCAUACACACACAUGUGCGUGCAGACAUGCAACCUUCACCCCCAUACACACGUGUGCCCACAUAAAACCCAUACAUGCACCACCCUCCCCCUACACACCCACCACACACCACACACACCACACACAUUAACACACACGCACGCACACUGUAGUGUCUCUCUUGUAACCCUAUCCCUGCGUCUGUGUAGAUGACGUAGACGGGCUGGGUCAUGUGGAGGACAGGAGUGUGUACGGAGUGGAGAACAGCAGCAUGUUCCUGGAGUGUAGUCCCAAGUCCCAGAGAGCCCUCAUCUACUGGCAGCUCCAGAGACCCAACGAGGACCGCAAACAGGAGGUGGGUACACACACACACACACACACACGCAUGUAAGAUGUGUCCUGUUCACGAUCAUUCUCAACAACUUCCCAAUCAUUUUCAAUAACUUUGCAAUCACACUAAACAUUCAUAAACGAUUACCCAUUCUCAGUGUUUACAUGAAAAUGAAGUCGUGUGAAAUUGCUUCAGUUUGCCAUGCACUCAAAUGCAAUCAUAUAGAAUGGAUAUUGAAUAUCUCUAUCUCCCUCAUCCCCCUCCCUUUCCUCCCCUCCCCCUCGUUUCGUUCUCCAUCUCUCUCUCCAGAUCAAGUCGGAGGACAGGGUGAUCCGCACGGAGCAGGGCCUGCUCAUCCGCACUCUCACCCAGGCCGACUCGGGCGUCUACACCUGCCACGCUGUGGAGCACGGCUUCAUCCAGCCCCUCCUCCGCCUCUCCCUCCAGGUCAUCCCCACACAGAGGCUGGGUGAGCUGCUGCCCGGUGGGCCUCUUAGUGGAGCUGGAGGGUCUGGUGGUGCAGGUGGGCCUGCUGGUGCAGGUCACUCGACAAAACACAAGCUGUGGUAUAGGGAUUUCCUCUCCCUCCUGGACCACCCUGACCUGAACAGCGUGGAGGAGUUCUGCGAGCGCGUGUGGCGGAAGGAGCGCAAACAGCGGCGCCUGAAAAUCCCCACUAUCACCACCAAUGGCCAAAGUCUGGAUAGGCUUGACGGCGGAGCUCCAAGCUCAGGCCUAAAGCCUAAAAGUAGUCCUCUUGGCGCAGGUGCACCCAAUGCCCAGAAGCAGAAGAGUGGGUCUCCUAUGGUGCAGCAGCAGAGCAAAGAGGGGAGCCCCCGGAGCACGAACACCCAGAAGGUGCAACUCCAUGCGGGUACGCUGACCCAGGCCCAGCCCCCUAAAAACAACAACCAGAAUGGCCAGAACUCUCAGGCUACACCCAACGUCCAGAGCCCCCAGAAGGGCCAAGGCGCCCUGGGGGGAAACCUGGGGGGGACCCAGGUGCCUGGUGGGGGGGCCAGAGGUGGACCCCAGCACACGGCCAAGUGGAGGCGGAUGCAGGAGAACAAGAAGGGGCGAAACAGGAGGACCCACGAGCAACAGAGACCCCCGCGGAGUGUCUGAGACGACCACAGCAACACACACACAUGCGCGGACAUACACACACUUACGCACAUACUGUUAAAAUAUAGACUUGCUAUUCCAUAAAGAUAUACUGUAGGAACACACAUAAUGCAGUACAGUCAUGGACAUAUGCUCAUACACACAUAAUAUGUAGACAGAGAAAGACCGUCCCAAUGGAAUGCUCUUAUACAUACACAUAAAGCGCACGCACACACACACACACGCACACGCGCACGCGCACACACACACACACACACACACACACACACACACACACACACUGCAAAUACCCUGUGAAGACUUGGAGAAGACUGGCGACUAAAAGGACGUUAUGGACUGAGACUAAACUGGAAUCGUAUACGUACUGUACCUGCUAACCAUGUGGAUAUACUGGCCCAGGGUGUACAAUGUGAGGAACUGUAUAUUCCAGGUCCGUGUUGCAAGGGGGACCGAGUUGCCUGGCGGACACAUAGCCCUCCUGUACAUAUGCUACUUCCUUAUAGGACUGGGAUGGGGUUCAAAAACAUUUAUUUUCAGUGAGGAUGAUACAUGUUACAUGUACACACCUCUGGACAAGUUUGGACAAUGGCCUAAUGCAUGGACACAGGACAUUUCAGAAGGGAUUGAGACUUUAAAGUUCAGUAGGGACGUCCGUUAGUGCAGCUACUGGCCUUGUUGACAUGCACAUGAGAGAAGGAAGAGGAUGCCCACUAUAUAGAGACUGGAAGAACUAUAAGGAUAAGGAAUCAUUUGUCCAGUCGAUUGCAAACUACAACAGAAAUAAAUCAAAAGAAGAACAGUCAUUUUCGGAGAGUGAACUGCAAUUCCCACAAUACAGUUCGUCGGCUCAACUUUGUUCAAUUGAUUCGAUUCACAAUGACUCUCAUGAAUGAGCACUUUGGGCUUGUACAUAGAGCUUGACUGUCUUAUAGGUCAAACAGAUGGGGCACAGUUAGCUGGUUGACAAUCCACAACGAUGCCCCCCAUAUUGUUUGUAGUUCAAUAACAGAAUUAUUCAAUAUAAAACGACAAAAUCCACAAUAGCCUGUGGUCUGUGCAACAAAGUCAAGCUUCUCUUCCUCCCAAGGCUUGAAAAGCAUCAUGCAUGUCGUAGUCAAUCGAUGUUCAUGAUUUGAAUAAGCUAUUUCUCGCCAGUUACUUGCUAUGUAAUUUGAACAAAGUUUUUUUUUACGUUAAAGGAGUCCUAUAAAAAGAAAAAUACAUUUAUUGUUUUUAUUUGCUAUUUACUUUUCUCACUCUGCCUACAAACCACUGCAUCCCUGUCAGGGUAAACAAUUAUGUAGUAGAAUUUUUGACCUACCCCUUUAAGUUAUUUUUGUUUCUUUGCUCUUUUUCCUGGAGUUUGCUGCAUGUGAACUUAUAAUUCCAGUCAUAUGUUCGUGCUCAGUCUGGAAAGCAGACUGCCUAUUGAUCCUGUACAUAUACACACAACAACAAAACUACUCUUUAUGUAUGUAAAUAUAUACAACCAGAACACCACUUGAUUAUUUAUUUCUCAUUGUUUUGUGAAAGGGUUGCAUUUAUUUUUGAUAUUCUGGUAUUUUGGCUCAUCAAUAAUCAAGAAAAAAAACUGCGACACGUUGAGAAACACAGAUGGACCAAUGAGGACGGACUUCCUCUGUCAAGGACUCUGUCAAGGAAACACAGAUGGACCAAUGAGGAUGGACUUCCUCUGUCAAGAGUGGGAGCAGGGGGUUGUUGUGUGUUUUAUAGUAUCCAGACUGAGAGCCUUCAGAAUGAUAAGCACAAGUUUCUCCUGCCCUCUUCUUCUACGUGUCUGUCCCUUCUGCUCUUUUCGGAAAUGGGUGAUUUUUCUACCCAGGAGGUUUUUCUGUUGGAGUUUGGAACCCCAUACACUUUCAUUCGCUCAUCCCAAAUACUCAUUGUAUGUAAGAUAAUACUACCCAAAACCUGACAAACAUUAGCUGUGAAUUUCUAUGUAAGAACUAGUAAGGAAAACGUUAAAAUCUAAACCUAAUCUGAGGAGAAGACGCUGAGUUAAAGCUGCAUGUGAACACUACCUAAGUGCAUCUUUUCUAUUGUCUCUAGAUGUUUCCUGUGAGAGGUAAAAGUCCUAUAGGCAAGAUGCGUAAGAGAGAUGUGAAUAUUCUUCCUUUUUGCCAAAACAAAGAUGCCAAAACAUGUACCAGGGGUGUAUUCACUAGGAACCAAACAGAAGCAAACAGGCCAAAACGGGGAGGGACUAGCCUGAACUUGUCCAAUAAGAAACGCACAAUUUUGUUGCAAAUCGUUUUCUGUAGCAAAACGUUUUGCUAUGGUGUCUGCUAAUGAAUACACCCCAGUAAUGUUACUCCAACCCCAAAACUUGUAUUAAGACCUUAAACUUUUCAUACAACAAUGUGUUUCCCCCUCAGUAUACAACAAGAGUGAUGUGUCAAUGCAAUAAUGGACAGCAGAUAGCAAGGUUUCCCAGGGGUUUGCGGUAUGUUUCCAGUCUCUCACGGUGUGUAGGGUGGACGAGGAGAGAAGCGAUACCACUGCUGUAAUAUGGUUCUUCCUGGCAUGCGUUCAGUUGUCUAAUUAAACAUUUCCUGUAAAACCUAGCCUUGUUGUUGUUUUUUGUAACCUCUGUCCAGUUAUAUAUGGUACUGUAUGAUGCAUGUUAAUCUGAGUUGACAAAAUGUAUUUUGUUUGUGUUGUACAGUCAUUUCAAAUUGUACCAUUUUAUCAUAUUUAGUCACAGGUGGGCCUGGGAGGAAUCAGUCAGUUUGCAUGCUCAAACACACAGAUAAAAGGUUGAGCUGAUGAAAAACAGAUUUUUUACUGGAAUUAUAUUAUGGUGAAUUAUAUUAUAUCUUCUUGAAAAAAAGUUUGUAAAAAUACAUUCCAAUAGACAGUGAAGCCUACUCCUUCACCAGGGGAGACCAUCUGAACUCAGACCAGCCCAAUUGAAGGUGUGACUCAGUUCUAAGGUACAGUAUGUGCUGAAUCACAAUGGCUGCAGAGGCAGCCCAAUUCUGAUAUUAUUGGCUAAAGAUCUGAUUGAUUAAAAGACCAAUUAGUGGCAAUAGAUCAGGCUCUCAGUGGUGAGUAUAGUAAAUAGUGAAGUAGAAUCACAAGCUCUCUGUCCACAUCCUUCAGUGGGUUGACCACUGCUCCCAUAGAGAGAUUUCAUUGACUAAAGGCAGGAAUGAUGUGUUAAAAAACGGUAAUUGAUAUGUUAUACUGUAUGUCAGGCAUUCCUUGUCGAUAAAAACACAUGAAUAAUUAAACUGGAGGUUAAUGUUUCGGUUUAGCCACAAGAGUUCGCUAUUCUCUGGCCCAAUAGAUUUCCAUGUCUACCUAGCUUUUCAGGGGUUACAUUUUAGCUGUUGUCAUUCUAGUUCACAUGUCUCAAACCCGUUCCACGGAGGGCCGAGUGUCUGCGUGUUUUCACUCCUCCCUUGUACUUGAUUGAUUAAUUAAGGUCACUAAUUAGCAAGGAACUCCCCUCACCUGGUUGUCUAGGUCUUAAUUGAAAGGAAAAACCAAACACCAACAGACACUAGGCCCUCCAUGGAAUGAAUUUAACACCCCUGUUCUAACACUUUAGGUAGUAGUCUAAGUUCCCUGUAUAUCAAUUAUGUGACUGGAAUGCAAUGACCAUCAGCUGUUUAUGUUCAUCAGCUACAAUGUCUUGCACUGUGUUGUAACCUAUGUCUAUAGUGUGUACGUUUACACUGGUGUGCAGCCACAGGCAGUUGCCAGUUAUCACACUGCCACUAAAGGCCUUAGUGAGGUUGUCAUCUACACUAUAAUUGGGCCUACAGUGGCGCUGUGUGUUACCUAAAAUAGUGCUCUACCACUGAAUCCCUGCAGGUACCUUAAAAGGUUCUCUACCACUCUCUGCGUGGGCACAAACUCCCUGAACCCUCUGACACACACACACAAACACACACAUAGACACACUCAGACGGUGCAGCCAUCCAGUCACACAGAGAGUGUGUGUGUGGAAACCUCAGUUUAACUGAUGAGAGCAGUACAAUCUAUGUUCCCAAGUGUCACAAACGUGUAGUGAAUUCACAGGGUUCGUUACCAUGGGUACUGCCCCGAGAGCACAAGGGCUGUAGGUGUGUGUGUGUGCGUGUGCGUACGUGCAUGCACACACCUUUGGAAUGGUGUGAUAUGUGACUACCAAUGAUAGACAACACACUACAGUAUACAUUAUUUGUAUCCCUUUGUAUAAAGACAGUUUAAACACAGGGUUUAUUAUGUCAUUGACAUUGCAGUGACUGCUCUCUUCGGGUGCAUCACAAUAGUCUAAAGUAGCUUCCUCCUCUCGUCUCUUCUUCAUCUGAAAACAGAUUGAAAGCAAUAUGGUGGAUGCCAAUGGAGGAAACAAGGGAGAGGAACCCAUUUUUUACUACUGAGAUGAACUCCUAGAUUCCUCAAAGCAGAGGCACCCACUUCCUCACUGCUUGAAACAUCGGUGGUGUUCCAGGUUGUCUUUUUUGCAGUUGUAUUGCGCUAAUCAUCAGGGGCUGUAUGUAUCAAGAAUCUCAGAGUAGGAGUGCUGAUCUAGGAUCAGGUCCCCCCUGUCCAUAUAAUCGUACUCAUUAUAAUCUAAAAAGCAAAACUGAUCCUAUAUCAGCCACUCUGAGACGCUUGGUACAUACAACCUCAGAUCUCAGGAUGUCUCAGGAAUCCCAUUAGUGACACAGAAAUUCUCGGAAACGUGCAGCACGACUUCAAAAACAUCAACCUGGAACGCGACCAUGAUAUAAUAUGAUAAUAUGAUAACUGAGUGAGAAUGACUAACAAAAUCAAUGGGGCCCCCUGGAGGUCAGGUAUUCGGCCAUGAUUACUACAAGUUUAGAUAGCUGGCUGGACUAACUACCAAUCUAUAAAUUGUUACCUGACAUGGCUAAUUGAGUGACAUAACAAGAGAAACACUGCUGAUGCACGACCAAAUUUAGAAAUUGCAUCUGGUGUAUUCUACUAUUAUAACUCUCAAUAGUAAGUUGAGACCCCGUCUGAGUCACCCCCCAAAAAAAUUAAAGUGUAUAUAUGUGUGUAUGUGACAUCUGUGAUUGUCUCUGAUGUGUGUGUGUGUGUGUGUGUGUUUGUCUUCUAUUUGUGUGUGUGUCUCCCAGUCUCCUCACGACUCCCAGAUUGGACUCUUCAGAAGCUCUGACUCACACUCGUUCCCCAGCCUAGGAGUGGGCCCCAGGGAUUCUGGAAAAAUCAACUCUGUCAGCAGGGAGAGGAGAUUCAGGUCUGUGACCAGACAGCGCUCACACAGACCUACUUAAAUCUCUCUCUCCCUCCCUCUCUCUCUCUCUCUCUCUCUCUCUCUCUCUCUCUCUCUCUCUCUCUCUCUCUCUCUCUCUCUCUCUCUCACACUGCCUUCUAUCUCUCUCUCUCUCCCUCUCUAGCUCUCUCUCCCUCUCUCUCUCGCUCUCUUGCUGCCUUCUAUCUCUCUCUCUCUCUCUCUCUCUCUCUCUCUCUCUAGCUUUCUCUCUCUCCCUCUCUCUCGCUCUCUUGCUGCCUUCUAUCUCUCUCUCUCUCUCUGUCUCUCUCUCUCUAGCUUUCUCUCUCUCCCUCUCUCUCUCUCGCUCUCUUGCUGCCUUCUAUCUCUCUCUCUCUCUCUCUCUCUCUCUCUCUCUCUCUCUCUCUCUCUCUCUCUCUCUCUCUCUCUCUCUCUCGUUGCCUCUAGCUCUCUCUCUCACUCACUCCCUCUAGCUCUCUCUCCCUCCCUCUCUAGCUCUCUCUCUCUCUCUCUCUCUUGCUGCCUUCUAUCUGUCUUCUUCUUCUCUCUGCCUCGUUCUCUUUCUCUCUAUGUAUUUAUUUAUGUCCUCUCUCUCUUCACUCUGAUUUAUUUAUAUUUAUUCAAUUCCCUCUCCAUCCCAUGCUUUCUCUAAUCACCUCUUCAUCAUCUCUUCUCCUCUCCAUCCCUCAACAUCUGUACCAAGCUGAACCCUAUUCUCUCUUUAUACCCCAGUUGACCCACAACUUAGCAUAAGGCUAAUGUUAAGCACAGUGUAAAACAAUGAUACCUAGAGUCUGUUCUUGAGUACACACUGGAAAUACAGCCACACACACACACAGAUGUGGGAUUUCCAACCCUCACUCACUCCAGAGUUACGACCCCUCAGGCAGCAGGGGUCCACAGAUGCCAUGGCAACACUUGACUCUUGAAGGGGUUGCUUUGCAGAAAACCCCAGUUACAGAGAAGUCACUGGCAUUCAUUUUGAGUCUAGGCCGAGCCCUAUGAAGACCUCAUUAACAGGUAGUGAGCAGCCCCAGCACAGUGACGACUUCAAGAACACCACUUGGUCUCAUGUACAGGUCUAAAAGCAGACAUGGUUUUACAUUUCUAACAGUGGUCAGCUAUAUAAUCCUGACCUCCCAUCUUCUCUCUCUCUCUUCCCAGUUUCCAUAGUUAUUCCCAGGAGAAGUGUGAGAGGAUGCAGUGAGCCCUGGGAAUCCUGUAUUCAUGUCUGUUGGAUCCAAUUGUACACACAAACCCUCAAGGUUCAACCACACACACCCUUCCACCUCAUAAACACACACACUCGUUAAUCGCAACAAAAUUCACACACAAUUCAUCCUCGUAAAACACAUACACACCCACAGACACACACAACCUUCCUCCACCCCCCACACCAUCACACAUCUUCCCCACUGGGGGUUUGAUUGUGAGGCUGUUGAUUGCUAUAGGUUAGGAUUGAUGAGGUGAUCAAUAGCUCCUCUCUGGCCACUCUCCUUAGUGGAUGGAAUACAGAUUUAUAGUGUCCAGUGUUAAAGAGUGACUGCCUUUAAAAAAACAACGAAUCCCUUUGAAAACGGCCUAUGCAUCAUCGACAUGAGUCAGAAACAGUUAUUUUCUUGUCAAAAUUGACUACAAACUGUAAGUAGUCAGUCUCGUCUAAAAUGGAGUUUGAAGGUUGGGUUUUGAUUUGACGAUGUCCAUUUGCCCACUAACAUAGGGUGAACAGCUGCGGUGACAGUGAAACUGUCCAGCACUCCCCAGAACUCCGACUUUGUUUACAUAAGACAACACGUUGUCCUUUUGUCGUAUCGGGUGAAUGCUGGCAAUUAUUGCUGAUAAACAAAGGAGUCCGCUCAUACUGAACUUGGAUCAUAAGGUUUAUUCAUAUCACAAGCUUCAGCAUAAGUGACAGAUGUCAUGACAUCCGGAUAACGGCGUCCCAGAUUUGCAAUGGCCGUUCUAACUUCUUCUUCGUUUAGCCCCUACUUAUAAACAAUGCAAAAAGGGGGGUGCUCCCUCUUCUGGCCAAUCACCAGUCUCCCCUGUCUACAACACACUUCCUGUCUGUUGUAUGUGGCGUUACACUAAAACAUUCCCUCUUGAUACUAAAAUUAACGUCCUCUCUGGUUCCACUUAAAACAUUAACAAAGGCAUAAUCCUAAUACACGACAUUUCCCCCCUUCGAGACGAACUAAAAGUCUCGAAUUUGAUGUAUCAACUAAGCACAUCAUAUGUUAUAGCAUUCUGGCAGUCAAUGACACGGUCGAUGACAUGGCACGCAACCAUUGGUUGAUUCAUGCAACAUCCGAACAGGGAAAUGCAACCAGGGACUUCUCUGACCUGUAAAUCCCAUUAAGAACAGAAGAACCUGAUGUCCUUUACUAAUCACCCUCACCCCCUUGGUGAGAUCAGAGCACCAAAACAAAUCCUGGCAGACAAUGCCUGCAUGCUCUGAUCUGCAGAUCUAUCAGCUUACCCUUCCCCAACCCUAACCUUGACAAUUAGGAGGAAAACGCAAAACCGACCUUAGAGCAUCAGUGUUUAGGGGCAACGUCAUCAUACUUCACCAAAACAGGGUCGUAUUCAUUAGGACACACCGUAGCAAAACGUUUUGCAACGUUAAUAAAAAAUGAGCAUUUCUCAUUGGACAAGCUCAAGUUAGUCUCUCCCUUUUUCAUUCUGUUUUCUCUUGUGUGGUGCCUAAUAAACAUGACCCAGAGCUCUGUAAAUCUGUUUGGCAGUAUGGAGUGUGCGAGGAACAAAGAGUUUAGAUAGAUACGUUUUGUAACCAGAAGGCUGUCUAGGCAUUGUGUUGAAUUCAACUACUUGGUUUUCUCAGACAGAGGGAAAGAUGCAGUACACUGUUGACGGCGAGCUGCUUGAACGCAACAGUAUGCAUAUUGUAUACAUGUUUUGAAAUACGCCCUAGCGGUAUUACUCAUGUUGGGAUGUUCAGUGGUGUUUGCUUUAGGAGUUGACUGAUGGUUUUAUACAAUGAGCAAAGGUGUUUCUCAGAUUUGGGUUUCAGUUCAGUCAGAUCUGAAUAUGAAUGUAAUUUUACCUGAUGAAAGUUGGAAUUUGACCCCAGAUAUUGACCCCUAGUUGGAGUCGUCUGAGUGACAGACUGAACUUCACUGGUGUACAAGAAUAGAUUAUAGGAUAGUUGGUGAUUGGCCUAUCUCUCAGAGUAAAGAGGAUUAUGAGGUGUGUCUUGAAAGAGAAGGAGGUAGAGAGAAUACACUGUUCCUUUAAAAGUAUUUUUAGUUCAGGGCUUCUCUCUGGUCAGCGGUCAGGAGAAUCUGGCGUUAAGGGCGGAGUUAGGCGCGUGGCAGGUUGCUAAUGGGAAUGUAAAGGGCUCAGGACUAAUAUACCACUAAUUAAACAUUGCUCUGCUCGCAGGGCUAGUGCUACUGAGGAACCACUGAGGAACCUGUUCACAGAGAGGAUAGUAGAGGAUACAUACACAGGAUAUACACACCGACAAAGUAAAGGUAUGUGACUCCUCUGUCUUUAUGAAAAUAACUUUCUGAUUCUGACACCUGUUGCUGCAGAGUGGGAGGGAUUUGCCUUGGAAUUGGCAAGGCUGGUGAUUGGAUGUUCACUGGUUGCAUAUUUCAGUGAACACUUACUGUAGGUGUGUGUGUGUGUGUGAACGCGUAUGUGUGUGUCUGUGUGUUUGUAGUGUGCAUGCAUGUGUGUGUGUGUGAACGCGUAUGGGCUGUUUCCGCUCCACGGGCUUGAGGCCAUCAGGGCUCGCUCCAGUGGCCAGCCCAGUGUGGGGAAGGCUAUCUGUACAAUACCAUCGUUUAUCACUGGAGACAGCAACCAGCGCCUGCCUAAAACACACCUCCAUCUACACACACACCCACACCGUCACCACCAGGGAGAGGAAGGACGGGGGAGAGAGAGGGAAGGGAUGAGUGAGAGAGAUAGGGGAGGAGGAGGAGGAGGAAUAGAGGAAAUGAAAGGGAGAGUGGGAGAGGGGUAGAGGGGAGGAAGAGCGUAGUGAGCAGGAGAGAGGGAGAGAGGGAGGAAAGAGAAGAUGGAAAGGAGAAGGGAGAGAGAUGGAAAGGUCAAGAGAGAGAGAGAGACUACAGAGAGAGGAGGAGUCUACUGCCUUACAAUGUUUACAAUAGAAACACGCAGAAGACUGUUCUGUUCAAC
Molecule: messenger RNA, 38529 nt
Organism: Coregonus sp. 'balchen'
Lineage: Eukaryota; Metazoa; Chordata; Actinopteri; Salmoniformes; Salmonidae
Source: the annotation of a GenBank genome assembly